Molecule: messenger RNA, 1152 nt
Organism: Tupaia belangeri chinensis (Chinese tree shrew)
Lineage: Eukaryota; Metazoa; Chordata; Mammalia; Scandentia; Tupaiidae
Gene: MTNR1B
Product: melatonin receptor 1B
Exons: 2
Coding region: 58-1152 (364 amino acids)
Biological process (GO): G protein-coupled receptor signaling pathway
Cellular component (GO): plasma membrane
Molecular function (GO): melatonin receptor activity
Source: RefSeq, a predicted model, not a curated record
CACCCAGCUCAGCGCUGUGAGCCUGUAGCGAUCAGGCACAGAGCCCGAGGGUCCGCGAUGCCGGGCAACGACUCCUUCGCUAAUUGCUGCGAGGCUGGCGAGCUGGCUGUGCGUCCGGGCUGGUUGGGGGCGGGCGGCGCGAAACCCUCCGGGACCCCCAGGCCUCCCUGGGUGGCACCCGUGCUAGCCACCGUGCUCAUUGUCACCACUGCCGUGGACGUCGUGGGCAACCUCCUGGUCAUCCUCUCUGUGCUCACAAACCGCAAGCUCCGGAACACAGGUAAUUUGUUCUUGGUGAGUCUGGCAUUAGCUGACCUGGUGGUAGCCUUGUACCCCUACCCACUCAUCCUCGUGGCCAUCUUCCAUGAUGGCUGGGCCCUGGGUGAGGUGCACUGCAAGGCCAGUGCCUUUGUGAUGGGCCUGAGCGUCAUUGGCUCCGUCUUCAACAUCACCGCCAUUGCCAUUAACCGCUACUGCUUUAUCUGCCACAGCGUGGCCUACCACCGCAUCUACCGGCGCUGGCACACCCCUCUCUACCUUUGCCUUGUCUGGCUCCUCACCCUGGUAGCCUUGGUGCCCAAUUUCUUCGUGGGGUCCCUGGAGUAUGACCCACGUAUCUACUCCUGCACCUUCAUCCAGACGGCCAGUGCCCAGUACACGGCGGCAGUGGUGGUCAUCCACUUCCUCCUCCCCAUCGCCAUCGUGUCCUUCUGCUACCUGCGCAUCUGGGUACUGGUGCUCCGUGCCCGCAGGAAGGCCAAGUUGGAGAGCCAGCUGGGUCUCAGGCGCAGCCACAUGCGGAGCUUCCUGACCAUGUUUGUGGUUUUCGUGAUUUUUGCCAUCUGCUGGGCCCCACUGAACUGCAUCGGCCUCGCUGUGUCCAUCAACCCUGAAGAAAUGGCACCGCAGGUCCCAGAAGGGCUCUUUGUCACUAGCUACUUCCUGGCUUAUUUCAACAGCUGUCUUAAUGCCAUUGUCUACGGGCUUCUGAACCAGAACUUCCGUAGGGAGUACAAGAGGAUCCUCUCAGUCCUCUGGAACCCACAGGGCUGCUUUCAGGAUGCUUCCAAGGGCAGCCACGUCGAGGGGCCACAUGGCUCAGCUCUUCCUGUGGAUAAUGCCCAGCAAGUCAUCCAGGCAGACACUCUCUAG